UUUUAUUUGUACGCUAAUAUUUUACAUUACAGUACAACGGCAUACAUUAAGUGUUUCAUCUGCCAUUAAUCCAUUAUUGUUAUCAGAACUAGACACGUACUCCGUGAAUAAGAAUGUUCUGCUGCAGAAGUUCCAAAAGGAGCAUAACCCGUCCAUGUUAAUAGGACUUCAUAAUAUUGGGUACAAAGUUCAUGACCUAAAAUUCUACAGCUUAAAAAAUGAAUAUGUGGAAAGUGACAAUUUUACAAAUGAAAAUCAAAAUCCUGCCUUUGUCAAUAACAAUACGGAACAAUUCUCAGUUAUUGAUAAAAGUCGAAGACAAGAACGAACAUUCAGUUUUAUAACUGAUUUUUUCAAUAGCCUGUUUUACUCAAAUAGUUGUAUUACACCUUGUACCGUAACAGCAUUUCAGCAAAAUCGUUGUUGCUUAACAGUUAUUGUACCUCCACCACUACCGCAAGUAUGCUGCAGUACGUCGCCAAUACGCCCACAACUUCCGCCACCACCACCACGACAACCUCCUAUAAUAGUGGUACCCCCAGUUUAUAUUCCGCCAAUUAAUUGUUGCAAUAUGUGUACUUAUAAUUAUUACGGUCCACCACCAUGUUACAAUCCGUAUGGAGCUACAAGAACAGGUAGCUAUUUUAAUUCAAUAGGUUAA
Teleopsis dalmanni is the source of this 661-nucleotide messenger RNA. RefSeq lists its product as uncharacterized. Bases 155 to 661 code for a protein of 168 amino acids. The transcript has a single exon. The record is from RefSeq and is a predicted model, not a curated record. Lineage: Eukaryota; Metazoa; Arthropoda; Insecta; Diptera; Diopsidae.